UUUCUCGCUCUCACUCAACUAAACAACAACAACAACAACAACAAAAAAAAAAAGAAAAAGUAGUUUUGAUUCCGUGAUUACUCUCCAAUUCACCUAAUCCACUUUUAUUUUCAUUUCUAUAUUCUCUUUCCAACUCUUCACUCUCUCCCCCAAAAAUGCUCAGCCCACACUCAAUUCAGCAGUAGAACUCACUCUCAUGGGCAAAGCAGCGAGGUUUUUUCGCGGCCUCCUCGGCCUCAAAAAGGAGGAGCCGCGGCCUCCGGCGAAGCAGCCGAAGAGAAGAUGGAGUUUCGGUAAAUCACACAGAGAAAAGGACCUCUCUACUGCGAAUAAUGCCGCAUCGCCGGGUUUCGACGCCGGCGACGGCGAUCCGAGCAAGCACGCGAUUGCGGUGGCCGCGGCCACCGCCGCCGUGGCGGAGGCGGCGGUAGCGGCGGCGCAAGCGGCGGCGGCGGUGGUGCGGCUGACGAGCAGCGGGAGGUCCAACAAUGGCGUCGUUAACGGUAAUCAUGUAUCCGCAGCGUACGUUAGCGGCAACGGCUGUGAGAUUCAGGAAGAGUGGGCGGUGGUUAGAAUACAAGCUUACUUCCGAGGCUAUCUGGCAAGGAAAGCAUUGCGAGCAUUAAAAGGACUGGUGAAGCUUCAGGCAUUGGUGAGAGGUCACAUUCUGAGGAAGCAAACUGCGGACAUGCUACGAUGCUUGCAGGCAUUGUCGCGAGCCCAAGCACGCGCUUGUGCUGGGCGGGUCCUAAUAUCUGAAUCCCCACAUUCAAGCUCCAAGUCCUCUCAAUUCCACCAUCCUGGCCCUGCAACCCCUGAGAAAUUUGAACACACCUUACGGUCAAAGAGCACAAAACAUGACCACUCACCAAUGCUUAAGAGAAAUGGCUCGAAAUCUAUUGGUCAGGUGAUCAUUGAUCAAGACAAGGCAAAUAAUAGCUGGGACUGUUUAGACUUGGAUGAAGGCACAGGGGACCAAAGAGGGCCUUCAAUGAAAACUAGCCAGCUGGACGAUGAAAAGAGUGACAAGAUUCUUGAAGUAGACACUGGGAAACCCCAUUUCGCUCCCAAAAGGAAAAACCUUUACCCGUCUUCCCACCAUGCCUCGGCUUCAGAUCAAUAUAGCCAUAGCUUUAGCGCUUCAAAAGAUUCAACAACCCAUCAAACUGUUCCAAGCCCAUCGUCUUGCGAAGUUCAAUCUCUGAGCCCUUUGGAGUUUCCCCAAGACGUCGAAGAAAGCCCGUUCUGCACAGCUGGCAAUAGCCCACAGUUCUACUCGGCUUCAUCUAGAGGUGGCAGUUCUAAGGGAGGGCCAUUCACUCCCUCCAAGAGCGACGGUUCUAGAAGCUACCUAAGCGGUUACUCAGACCACCCAAACUACAUGGCUUGCACUCAAUCUUCAAGGGCUAAGAUUAGGUCUCUUAGUGCUCCGAAACAAAGGCCUCAGCUUGAAGGGUCUGUUCCAACCAAAAGGUAUUUGGUUAAUUUGCUCGAUGAUUCGAGUUCAAGCACUCAAAGGGUUUCUGUUUUGCAUGCCAACUUCACGAACAAAGCUUAUCCAGGGUCUGGCCGCUUGGACCGACUUGGAAUGCCAAUGAGAGGCGACAUGGUUGGGCUUAAUGCUGGAAAUUGGAACAGAUACUAAGCAAGGGUUUUAGGGGUUUAAGGGUUUUGAGUCUGUCUUGUUUAUCAAAACUAAUCUUGCUAACUGGUGUAUUUAGGUACAGUUGUUAUUGUUGGUCUUUCUAAGGUAUGUCUCUGUUUAUGUUUUAGGUUUUGUUAUGAACCUAGCUAACCGGUAAGAGUUUUGUAAGCACUUAAUGUUUAGUUUAUCAAUGUGACUUCUUCCUACUUUUGGAGCUGAAACAUCUAUAAAUGGGUAACAGUGGAGCUUUUUCACUUGGCUA
Camellia sinensis is the source of this 1907-nucleotide messenger RNA. Its product is annotated as protein IQ-DOMAIN 22. The record is from RefSeq and is a predicted model, not a curated record. NCBI's taxonomy places the organism in Eukaryota, Viridiplantae, Streptophyta, Magnoliopsida, Ericales, Theaceae. Gene Ontology annotation, molecular function: protein binding.